AUGUCUUCGACCUCUCUUCUGCGAAUUGCCGCCCGCGGUCCCUCCAGGACCUUCUUCCGCGCAAACCGACCCGUCGCUCCCACCCGGUCCAGUGCGUCUUUCGUUCCGGGCCUGGUCGCCGGCUCCAGCCUCAACUUCAGCACCACCGUCGCCCGACAAAGCAACGAGCCCGAAGAGACCUUCGAGGAGUUCUCUGCCAGAUACGAGAAGGAGUUCGAUGGUGUGCAAGAUGUCUUCGAGCUGCAGCGCAACUUGAACAACGCCUUCGCCUACGAUCUUGUCCCUUCGCCUACCGUCCUCCAGGCCGCUCUCAAGGCCGCGAGAAGAGUCAACGACUACCCGACGGCAGUGCGCAUCUUCGAGGGCGUCAAGGCCAAGGUUGAGAACAAGGGCCAGUACCAGCAGUACCUCGACGAGCUGAAGCCCCUGCGGGAGGAGUUCGGCGUCGUGCUGAAGGAGGACAUGUACCCGGAAGAAGCCACCAAAUAG
Messenger RNA from Anthostomella pinea, 489 nucleotides. NCBI's taxonomy places the organism in Eukaryota, Fungi, Ascomycota, Sordariomycetes, Xylariales, Xylariaceae. The record is from the annotation of a GenBank genome assembly.